Molecule: messenger RNA, 5449 nt
Organism: Manis pentadactyla (Chinese pangolin)
Lineage: Eukaryota; Metazoa; Chordata; Mammalia; Pholidota; Manidae
Gene: HDAC8
Product: histone deacetylase 8
Exons: 10
Coding region: 224-1369 (381 amino acids)
Molecular function (GO): histone deacetylase activity
Source: RefSeq, a predicted model, not a curated record
UGGCCCCGUAGGGCAACAAGGAUGGUUCGUUUUGACCGUGCUUAUUUGUGCCAUAAGAUAUCUAUCCUAAUUGGCAGCUAUUUGGGUUCUUCUGUCAGCCGAACUCCCGUUUUUGAACUGUGGUCACUAAAUAAAGGGGUUCUGACCUGGGAAAGCCCAUGUAUUCCUCUCAUUGGAUGGGGAGCGGGGACAGUGUCUCCGGCGAUCUUGAGAAUAGGAGGGAAUGUUGACCAGGGAGCACCGCUGCGGCCGAUCAGAGGAGCAGGAACCGGAGCCCGGGCUGAGUCCGAAAAAAGCCGGAUCCGGACGGUGGCUCCGGAACGGCUGGAAGUGGAAGAUGGAGGAGGCGGAGGAACCGGCGGACAGUGGGCAGUCGCUGCCACCGGUUUACAUCUACAGUCCCGAAUAUGUCAGCAUGUGCGACUCCCUGGCAAAAGUCCCCAAACGGGCCAGUAUGGUACAUUCUUUGAUUGAAGCAUAUGCACUGCAUAAGCAAAUGAGGAUAGUUAAGCCCAAAGUGGCCUCCAUGGAGGAGAUGGCCACCUUCCACACUGAUGCCUAUCUGCAGCAUCUCCAGAAGGUCAGCCAAGAAGGAGAUGAUGAUCAUCCAGACUCCACAGAAUAUGGGCUAGGUUAUGACUGCCCAGCGACCGAAGGGAUAUUUGACUACGCAGCUGCUGUAGGAGGGGCUACAAUCACAGCGGCCCAAUGCCUGAUUGAUGGAAUGUGCAAAGUAGCGAUUAACUGGUCCGGAGGGUGGCAUCAUGCAAAGAAAGAUGAAGCAUCUGGUUUUUGUUAUCUCAAUGAUGCUGUCCUGGGAAUAUUACGGUUGCGACGGAAAUUUGACCGUAUUCUCUAUGUGGAUUUGGAUCUGCACCAUGGAGAUGGUGUAGAAGAUGCCUUCAGUUUCACCUCCAAAGUCAUGACGGUGUCCCUGCACAAAUUCUCCCCAGGAUUUUUCCCAGGAACAGGUGAUGUGUCUGAUGUUGGCCUAGGGAAGGGACGGUACUACAGUGUAAAUGUGCCCAUUCAGGAUGGUAUCCAGGAUGAGAAGUAUUACCACAUCUGUGAAAGUGUACUAAAGGAGGUAUACAUAGCCUUUAGCCCCAAAGCAGUGGUCUUACAGCUGGGAGCUGAUACAAUAGCUGGGGAUCCCAUGUGCUCCUUUAACAUGACUCCAGUGGGACUUGGCAAGUGUCUUAAGUACAUCCUUCAGUGGCAAUUGGCAACGCUCAUUUUGGGAGGAGGAGGCUAUAACCUUGCCAACACAGCUCGAUGCUGGACAUACUUGACCGGGGUCAUCCUAGGGAAAACACUAUCCUCUGAGAUCCCAGAUCAUGAGGAGAUCUCGAAGGCCAACCAACUUUAAUUUCUCAAUUAAUUACAGAGACUGUGGGAAGGGGUCACCUAUUCACACAAAGAACUCUUUGGAUUAUGUGCAUAUUUUCAGUCCCUAGUCUCAAAAUACAAGGGACAAUUUUUUAAAUGUAUAAGCUGGGUUCUCUUCUAUCUUUAAAAAGUCCCAUAGGUGACAUGUCACACCUAUGUUAGUUGACGGUAGUCCUGGUCUCUCAAAUUUUUUUGACUAAUAUAAAGUUUACAAAACCCGUAAUCACCACAAAGACAGAUCUGAUGUUUUUCCAGUGAUUAGUGGCACACAGAGGUUGGGACAGAACCAUCCAAACCAUGAAACACAUUGUUUGAACCCUUGCCGUUUUCUUUAGUCAUAUGAGAUGGUUAUGUGUUUUCCAUAGCAAAGGUGUCUGUCCUAGUUUUCCCAAAACAGGUUACUAGAAAGCUAUCUGAGACCUGUGAGUGUGCUGAUAAUCCCUUUUCUGAAGAUGUACCCCUUUUCUUCCCACCCUCCCCUACCUACACUUGGCAGGAAGCACGUUGUAAUAGAUCAGGAUGUAUAGCUGCAGGCCUUAUACUGUGUGACUUAUUAUAAUGAACCAGUACCUACAACCCCACCUUCUCAAGCCAUUUCCCAAGGAGUAAAGAUGGUACUUUGGUUAUAAUAUUUUGAUGCCUGCUAGAUGCAGAAGCUGUAUACUUGGGACCAUUAUGCUUGUUAAAGUUACUAUUUUUUUUUAAUUAGAAACAACUUAAAACUAAUUUCGUUCCAGUUUUCUUCUAACCACAGAUGAGGUAUAUUAUGUAUCUCAGGAAAACCACUCAAUGUGUCUAGAAUACAAAUAGAAGGCACAUUAUAAUUUGAAACAAUUUGCUGGUGUCAGGGUUAAUAGAAGUCUCUUUUCUUGAUUUGAUUUACCUUUAUUCAGUAUUUGGAAUCAUUAUGAAAUAUAAAGGUAAGCAAGCAAAUUACAUGAACAAAUGUAAUUGCUAUUAUUGCUGUGAGAAUAUCUCAGAUUGCAUUAUAAUUUAAAGCACUGAGAUUUUAAAAGCUGAUCAGGUAAUGUUAAAAAAAGUUUUAAGCUGUAGAAGCCUCAAUUGAAAAUAAAUGUUCUGUUCCUAGGAAAUAAUGCAAAUCUGUAGAUUCAUCUGUCUUAAAAGGUUGAUAAAAUUUUAAUAAAGAUGAGUACUGUCUCUGGUACCUGGAGAAGCUAUGUGCCUGAAUGAAUGUGGGCUUGGGCUUAUAGAUAGACAUGUCCUGUCUUUAUACUGGCAUCUUCUGCCAGAUUAAAUGAGGCUUAAAUAUGUCAAGUGCCUAACACAGAGUUCUUGGCACAUAAUAGGCACUCGUGAAAUGCAAGUUUUCUCGUUCCCCUUUGCAUGCUAAUAACUUCUCUUACCCAGACAUUUAUGACUUUGUCAUUCAUAAAUUUGUCCAAACCCUUUUCAAAUCUCUUCUGUCAUAUCCUUCUGGUGUAAGAAAUGUGAGUCAUCCAAGAAGGAACAAAUAAGAAAAUUGAAAUGACAGACUUCCAGGUACAAUAAGAUAACAUUUUAAUGAAAAUUGCCAAAAAUAGGCUAUGCAGUGUGAAGGCAUAUAUAACUUUUAUGCCACAGUACACCAUUGCACACAAAUAUCUUUGUUGUCCUCUGUAAUCAGAUCAACAAAUAGUACAUCAAAAAAUAUCUACUGAACACCCAUUGUGUGCCAGGCACAAAUCUAGGUGUCUUGGAAGAUGCAAAGAUGUUAAGACUUCAUCCCCUACCUCAGGCAGCUUGGGACAGAGGGUGGUGUAAGUGCUGGGGAGCUAUGUAGAUAUACAAAUAAUUAUAUUACAGAGCAGAAUAAGAACCACAGGACAGUAUGAACAAUAGCUAUGGAGAUGUGCAUCAAAUCCAGAAGGCAUACAUAGGAGUAUACAAAACAUCCUGCCCUCGGGAGCUGAAAAUGUAAUUGAGAAAUCCAGACGGUGAAAAAGUCACGACAGUACAGCAGUCAGCUGCAGUCUGGGUGACCCCCCUCACUGUUUCCACUCUCAGUCUUGGGCCUUUGUUCUUCUGUCUCCUAGGAUAAUAAUCUUCCUCCUACAGAUGCCCUCUCCCAUCUCUCUACUGUCUUUCUACAACCAGCUUCAAGCCCUAUGGCUUUAAAAGUCCCUUACCUAAACAUACCAAAGCCCUCUGAGUUCUUCCUUCACAUUCACUUGUUCCUUCAUUCAUUUAACAAAUACUUAUACUACUUGCUAGGCCUUAUUUAGACCUAGAUUCAGUGGUACAAUGAUUAACAUAAAUCUAGUGCCCUCAAAAAUCUCAUCAUCUAAUAAAGGUGACAGAAUAAUGUGCACAAAUCCAGGACAGAUGAGAAGCACUGAGGAAAUGUUUCACCAAGACUUUGAACUGAAUCUUAGAGGUUGACUGGGAGUGUGCCAAGUGAAGAAGAGGGACAGGAUUCUAGGCAGGGGGAACAGAGAUUGGAAAGGACAUUGGUGCUUCAUGGGACCAAUAAAGUUUGAUAUCGUGGUAGAAUAUAGGGUUUAUGAAAGAGUGUGGGAAGGGUUAGGGCUUGAAUAGAAAUUGAAGCCAGAUUACGAAGAGCCCUGAAUGUUGCACUAAAGAGUUCAGAAAUUUUUUUCCUUGAAAACAAAUGAGCUUUGAUGUUUAGAAAGCUCACUUGGGAAAGCACAGUGGAUUGCAAAAGAGAGAGACUUGAGACAGGCAACCCUGUCAAAAUGUCUCAGUACAGUUCUAUAGCACUUAUAGUCUGUAUCGUUCAUUUUGGUCAACUGUUUUGGUUGUCUGCCUUCCCCCUCAGUGCUUAGAAGAGUGUUAACCACCCACCUAGUUGGUGUUUGUUCAUCGAAGGCACACCUGAAUAAAUGAGUGUUUGAAUAAUAAGUGUCUCAACAUUCACACUGGGAAACACCUACUUUUAAGAUGGAAGAAUUAGAAGUAUAAUCUAGCCUUUUGCCAUAAACAAUUUAACCCCAGCAGCAACUACCCAUUCUUUGUAGGAAGUACCAAGCAUCCCAGCUGUAGGAACUAGAUAUAUCUAUGGGAAAACACUACAUUGCCAGUGAAGGAAAAGGAGUUGGGAAGGCAAGCCCAGCACAAAUAUUAGAAGUGAUUAGUGGUACUAUUUCAAUCACAGUCCUCAGUAGAUACAAAAACUCUAAUGCCUUAAAGCAUUAGAAAGCUGAGAGGAAUGGAGCCUGUCCAUGUGACUGACCCUGGUAUUGCUACGAUAGGGCAAGCCUAAAGGUGACAUGGGGUCCCAUAAAAACAACCAGUAUGUGACAAAUUUAGCAGAUACCUACUCCAUGUAAUAAGGCUGAUGGGUGUUAUAUAUAAGAAUGUGCUGUAACCCAGGAAUACUCUUCAGAUCCUAUGAUCUAGGCUAUAGUAAGACAGUUAAAUUAUAUCAUGUAUUCAUAUAUACAGAUAUAUCAAGUAUAUGUACGUACGUGAGUCAUCAGGUAGGUUUAUUAACAAAGUUAAGUGAACAAAAUACAUUUACUUAACCAGACCACUUUUGAUGGACUGGUUGGAUAAACUAUAUCUCAUUCAUAUGAGGGAAUUUAUGUAGCCACUGAAAAGAAUUAAGUCAAUUUAUAUACAAGUAUACGUUACUCAUGUAAAACAAAUCUUUGCACUAAAUCUGUAGAUUGAUUUGGGGAGAAAUAACAUCUUAACAUUAGUUACUCUUUCAAUCCAUGAAUUUGCUCUAUCUUUCCAUUUACUUGUCUUUAAUUUCAAUUUUUAAUUUACACUUUUCAGUGGACAGUUCUUGCACAAUUUUGUUAAAUUUGUCCCUAAGUAUUUUCAUGAUUUUGAUGUUAUUAUAAAUGAUAUUUUUAAAUUUCAAUUUCCAAUUGUUUGUUGCUAGAAUGUAGAAGUACAAUUUAUUUUUCAUAUUGAUUUUAAAUAAUGUAACAUUGCAAUAUUCAUUAGCUCUAGUAGCUUUUUUGUAGAUUCCUUAGCAUGUUCCAUGUAUACAAACGUGAUCUAUGAAUAAAGAGAGUUUUACUUAUUCCUUUACAAUCUUCAUGCCUUUUAUUUCUUUUUCUUGCCUUAUUACACUCGUUGGGACCUCCAAUGC